This is a messenger RNA of Ostertagia ostertagi, 2481 nucleotides long. NCBI's taxonomy places the organism in Eukaryota, Metazoa, Nematoda, Chromadorea, Rhabditida, Trichostrongylidae. The record is from the annotation of a GenBank genome assembly.
AUGUCUCGCAGAGUGGAUUGGUGGAUACGGCAGGUGUACCUCGGCAUAAUCCCUUCGUAUCCUGUAGGAUAUAUGAUAGUUCACGGGUUUCGCGAUCGUCCAUGGUCUAAAAUAUAUGUAGAAAGGAGCGCUUUCCCGCCUUCAGAACAGCUCAAGGAGUUGGUCGAGUCAGAAAUGGAUAAAUUAUACGACCUCAAGAUUCCUAAGGUGUAUGUAAGCCUGACGGACUCGAGUGAGCCUCGCGUGUAUGGAGGAUUUUUUCUAAAUGGGGGCGCUGAACUUCAAUUUCCCAUGAGAGUGUCUUUCGAAGAUGUGGAGAGUGCUCGUCGUUUAGCUCAGAAUGUCGAACUCGACUUGGGCUUGGCUAGGCAUCGGCGCAAAAUCGAAGUAAACACAAAGAUUGGAGAAGAGCUGACGUCGCGUAUGGUGUUGUCCGACGCAGCAAAGAUGUUCAUUGUACAGCGGCAACUUCAGCUCGCUAACAGGUAUUUCGAGUUUCGUUGGAGUAGCCGUCGGUUCAGUUAUAGGAUGGUAAUUUCCGCAUGCACGUUUCGUCAGUUUUUAAAGAGCUAUAACGAAUACAAAGUGAAAUGGGCGGAUGAGAAGGCUGUUGAAAUGGGCGAGGAUUAUUUACAAGGAGCUCGCGACUAUUUUGGCUCCACAAUGAAAUUCAAUAGAUUUUUGCGAGUGCUGCUAGGUGAAGAUGGGGAACAAAAUAUUUCGAAAAACGGAGACGUUAGGGUUGAUCCAGUUCCGCUCUCAGUGAGGUUGAAAAAUGUUGUCGCCCACCGUAAAUCGAUGGCUGAAGCACCAAAAGAAAACGAUAGUUCCGAUACUUUGGUUAUGCGACUAUCCCGUGCAGUACUGUCUUAUAGAAAAUGGAAUGAGCAAGCGACAGCCUUUUUGCAAACGAAAGCUGGGCGACGAUUACGGAUCGGAUUGCUCGGAGGAACCAUUAUCGCCUAUCCCCUUGCUUCUUUGCUCAUUAAUGAUACUUCGGUAGAAGAGCUUCCGCCUAGACUGAAGGAGCUUGCACGAGAAGAAUACGAACGGUUCCUAGAGUCGGAGUCACGUGUUCCAAAAGAUGCCGUUGUUUCGCAACAUCUGGGAAAGCUCAUUAGCGAGUAUGAAACGGUAGCAGCUGGGUCACUUGGAGUGCGAACUGGCCUACAUCUUGCUGUCCCCUGUCAUGCUCAGUUUGAAAAUGUCGAUGAAGCAUUGGCAUACCUGAGGAAACACCACACUCAUUACAUCGACGCUCUAGGUGUUCAAGUCCCUAUUCAGUGGGACACCCCUGCUGGAAAGGAGUUAGCUAAUGCUUUCGUUCUAUCAGAAAAUGCUCUGCGAUUUAUAUUUUUACGAGAUUUACAUGCCCAUGAUGGAUACGCGUCCUUAGCUCAACGGAGUAUAUCUUGGGCAACAUGGACCUCAUUUACGAGUAUAUUUACGUACUGGCUGCAUAACUCAGCUCGGAUAUUCGGUGGAACUGCAAUGUCUUUUGCCGUUAUUUAUGCUAUAUUUGUUUCUGCUGCAUGGUAUUCGAACAAGCAGUGGUAUUAUUUGUAUCGAUAUGUGACAGAUGUUCAUGCUGACAGCGUCGCUGCCCGCUCAUCGUUUUGCCAUUGUGAAGGUGGAAAAGAGUUGUAUUGGAAGCAACUGAAACGAAAUAGGGUCCUGCGCGAUAUAUGCCCUGAUUUGAGGGCGAAGAUAACCUCCAUCGGGAGAUAUUCGUGGAGAAUGAGUUCGACAGCUGUCGGCCUAGGAGCAUGUGCAUUGUCUUCGGUUUUCUUUGGAAGCGCAUAUGUUCCUAUAAAGAAGUUCGACGCCUCUAAUGUACAGUGGGUUAUGGCUGUUGGUAUACUUUGCUUCGGAAUGGCUGUCAAUGCUUUCGAAUCAUUCCCUAAAUUGCAACCAUUUGCUAUGCUUGGUGGAGUACUCUGGGCUUUAGGUAAUGUUACUGCUGUGCCUAUUAUGAAUAUUCUUGGUCUUGGAAUGGGAAUGCUGAUUUGGGGAGCGACCAACUGCGUAUGUGGAUGGGCUGUGGGAAGAUUUGGCUUGUUUGGUGUGAAGGCUACCAUUCCUGCAUUACCUUUAUUGAACUAUCUCGGUUUAUCGAUGGUCAUUGUAGGAGGCGUUUUCUUUUCUCAAAUUCGGCCAUCUGUUUCCAUUCCUUCAAGUGUUGAGCAUGUUAUUGCUGACGAAAGAAGUAGUCCCGUCAGAGGGGAUUCGGAUGAAGAUAGCCCUCUGCUGAACUCUACGAUACCUAUACCAAUUGAUCGCAGGACGAAAAGGCUCAUGUUUGUCGCGAACGACAAUCUAUCACAAUCUGUCACUUUCCCUAUCAUUAGCAUGGUACCAGGCGUAUGUGCAGCCAUGUGGAGUGUAUUUUAUUUCAAAGAAAUAACAGGUCAUCGCAAUCUACGCAUUCUAUCGAUCGCAAUUUGUACUACUUUAACCGGCGCUGUACUGGUGGGAAUAUCC